Molecule: messenger RNA, 1080 nt
Organism: Dromaius novaehollandiae (emu)
Lineage: Eukaryota; Metazoa; Chordata; Aves; Casuariiformes; Dromaiidae
Product: cell surface glycoprotein 1-like
Exons: 1
Source: RefSeq, a predicted model, not a curated record
GAGCCUUCUCCAAGGCCAAACCCUGAGCCUUCUCCAAGGCCAAAGCCUGAGCCUUCUCCAACGCCAAACCCUGAGCCUUCUCCAACGCCAAACCCUGACCGAAACCCUGAGCCUUCUCCAACGCCAAACCCUGAGCCUUCUCCAACGCCAAAGCCUGAGCCAAAGCCUGAGCCUUCUCCAACACCAAAACCUGAGCCAAAGCCUGAGCCUUCUCCAACGCCAAACCCUGAGCCUUCUCCAACGCCAAACCCUGAGCCAAACCCUGAGCCUUCUCCAACGCCAAACCCUGAGCCUUCUCCAACGCCAAAGCCUGAGCCAAACCCUGAGCCUUCUCCAACGCUAAACCCUGAGCCAAACCCUGAGCCUUCUCCAACGCCAAUCCCUGAGCCAAACCCUGAGCCUUCUCCAACGCCAAAGCCUGAGCCAAACCCUGAGCCUUCUCCAACGCCAAAGCCUGAGCCAAACCCUGAGCCUUCUCCAACGCCAAACCCUGAGCCAAACCCUGAGCCUUCUCCAACGCCAAAUCCUGAGCCUUCUCCAAUGCCAAAGCCUGAGCCAAACCCUGAGCCUUCUCCGACGCCAAACCCUGAGCCUUCUCCAACGCCAAACCCUGAGCCAAAGCCUGAGCCUUCUCCAACGCCAAACCCUGAGCCUUCUCCAACGCCAAACCCUGAGCCUUCUCCAAUGCCAAAGCCUGACCGAAACCCUGAGCCUUCUCCAAAGCCAAACCCUGAGCCUUCUCCAACGCCAAAGCCUGAGCCAAACCCUGAGCCUUCUCCAACGCCAAACCCUGAGCCAAACCCUGAGCCUUCUCCAACACCAAACCCUGAGCCUUCUCCAACGCCAAACCCUGAGCCAAAGCCUGAGCCUUCUCCAACGCCAAAUCCUGAGCCAAACUCUGAGCCUUCUGCAACGCCAAACCCUGAGUCAAACCCUGAGCCUUCUCCAACGCCAAACCCUGAGCCUUCUCCAACGCCAAACCCUGAGCCUUCUCCAACGCCAACGCCUGAGCCAAAGCCUGAGCCUUCUCCAAGGCCAAACCCUGAGCCUUCUCCAAGGCCAAAGCCUGAGCCAAACCCU